AUGACUGACCUAGGCAACGUAGCAACUUACCUCACCCCGCCGAAUCAGUCGUCGUCCCCGACACGCAAGCAAUCGGUGAGCUCGCUACACGAUAGGGCAGCGAUGGCUUCCUCGUUGUCGCCCGACCAGUAUGGAAAGCAGCCGUCGCAGGGACAGUAUGGCGGCGGCGGCUCCGGCUCUGACCAGGAGAGGGGGCCUUUGAGCUCUCUGAAUCUCGGCUUCCUCAAGUCCUUGACGGAAAAGAGGACCACGCGAGACGGCCAACCGCCCAAGAGAAGAGGACCAAAGCCCGACAGCAAGCCUGCUCUGACCCGGCGGCAGGAAUUGAACCGCCAGGCGCAACGCACGCACCGUGAAAGAAAAGAGCUGUACAUCAAGGCUCUCGAAGACGAGGUGCUACGACUGAAGGAGAUCUUCAGCAACAUAUCCCAAGACAAGGACAAGAUAGCCGAGGAGAACCGGCAGCUCAAGCAGCUCCUUGUCCAGAACGGCAUCCCGCUGUCCCACUACGGCGACGACAUGGUCAGCAAUCUUAGCGUGGGCUAUACGUCCAGCGCCAGCCAGUCGGGCAACAGCUACGGCCAAAACGCCUACACGCCGCCCUUGACAUCCACGACAGCGCCGUCGGUGUCGCCUUCGUCUCACGGUCCGUCUCACUCCCACUCACACGGUCCGCCCCUCCCCUUCCCCAGAUGGGGAGCCAGCAGCUGCAGAACAGACAACAAGGACAGAGUUCUGGCAGAGGUGUGGACUUUGAGCAGGCGGGCAUUGACUUCGUCUUAA
Molecule: messenger RNA, 783 nt
Organism: Colletotrichum spaethianum
Lineage: Eukaryota; Fungi; Ascomycota; Sordariomycetes; Glomerellales; Glomerellaceae
Product: AP-1-like transcription factor
Exons: 3
Coding region: 1-783 (260 amino acids)
Cellular component (GO): RNA polymerase II transcription regulator complex
Molecular function (GO): transcription cis-regulatory region binding; DNA-binding transcription activator activity, RNA polymerase II-specific
Source: RefSeq, a predicted model, not a curated record